UCUGAUGUAUUCAAGGCUUUUGUGGGACCACUGCCGGACAGCUUUCUGAGAAUAGAGGAGCGCAACGCGCAGUUGCAGCAGGAGGCGGCGGAUCAGCAAGCUGCUCUGGCCUUGCAGCAGCAGAUGCAGAAUAUGCCGGUGGCUCACGAUCCACGGAUGGGUAGACUUAGUAUAACAAUUUCUCAGGCCAAAUUAGUGAAAAAUUAUGGAAUGACAAGGAUGGAUCCUUACGCGAGGAUACGAGUGGGACACUCGGUGUUCGAGACGCAUACAGACUCAAACGGUGGGAAGAAUCCACAUUGGAACAAAGUAAUCCAGUGCAAUCUUCCACCGGGAGUCACCCAGAUAUAUGUAGAAAUUUACGACGAGUGUUCCUUCGUGAUGGACGAGCUGAUCGCGUGGGGUCACAUAGAUAUUCCACCGCAGGUCAUUCAGAAGGGAGAGACGCACGAGGACUGGUACAUGCUCAGUGGGAAGCAAGGCGAUAAUCAGGAGGGCAUGAUCAAUUUAGUUUUCAGUUACACGGUAAAAAUAAUUACACUGUUUUCUUAUGAUACAUAUUUGUAUCACUAAUUUACAAUAUUUGUA
Wasmannia auropunctata (little fire ant) is the source of this 588-nucleotide messenger RNA. RefSeq names its product toll-interacting protein B-like. The transcript is spliced from 3 exons. The annotation marks the transcript as partial. Lineage: Eukaryota; Metazoa; Arthropoda; Insecta; Hymenoptera; Formicidae. The record is from RefSeq and is a predicted model, not a curated record. Gene Ontology annotation, biological process: ubiquitin-dependent protein catabolic process. Gene Ontology annotation, molecular function: ubiquitin binding; ubiquitin conjugating enzyme binding. Gene Ontology annotation, cellular component: cytoplasm.